AAGGAAACCCCAAAAAUCUCGGUUGGCGAUCAUGUGCCAUAAAUACUUGUAAAAAUUCUUUCCAUAUCAAAUCAACGGAUCUUCGGCUUAACGCUCCCUUUCCUUUGUGGAAUUAUUAUUUUUCAAAAUCCGUUAAGCUCUAAAUUUCACCUUCUUCCCCAAGAAAAACCCAAACCCUUGAAAUUCAACAACAUUCAGAUUCAAUUCGACCAUCCAGUUUCAUCAAUGGAGUGGGUUCGAGGAGACGAACUAGGCCGUGGAAAUUUUGCGACGAUUAGUUUAGCCAAAUUGACAAAAGGGUUUGAUCAGUUCCCGCCGUUAAUGGUGGUCAAAUCCUCUGUUUCUUCUCUAUCCUCUGUUUCGCUCAAGAACGAGAAGCAAAUUCUCGAUCGGAUUGGGAUUUGUCCACAGAUUAUUACUUGUUUUGGCGAUGGAUUCAGUGUUGAGAAAGAUGAGGAGAAGCGUUAUAAUUUGUUCUUGGAGUAUGCCAAUGGCGGAAGUCUUGCGGAUGUUGUGAGAAUCCAUGGCGGCGGUGGGUUGCCGGAAUUCGAUGUUCGAAGGUACACCAAAGCGAUUCUUUGUGGACUCCGGCACGUUCAUGGUAAUGGGUUUGUUCAUUGUGAUUUGAAGCUUUCGAAUGUGUUGGUUUUUGGGAAUGGUGAUGUUAAAAUCGUUGAUUUUGGGCUUGCUAAAGCGGCUGGAAAAAUUACGGCGGCGGAAACAGAGGAGAGAUUGGAAUGGAGAGGAACUCCGAUGUAUAUGUCGCCGGAGACUGUUAACGGCGGUGAGUAUGAGUCGCCGUGUGAUAUUUGGGCGUUGGGUUGCGCCGUCGUGGAGAUGGUGGCUGGAAAGCCGGCGUGGAGGGUUGGGCCGGAAACAAAUAUAUUUGGGCUGAUGAUGAGGAUUGGAGUCGGAGAGGAAGUACCGGAGAUACCAGAGAAUUUAUCGGCGGAAGGGAAAGAUUUUAUUCGGCGGUGUUUUGUCAAGGAUCCAAGGAAGAGAUGGACGGCGGAAAUGCUUUUGAAUCACCCAUUCGUCGCCGGUGCCGGUGAUACUGUUACAUUGAAGGAAGCGACAGAGUCGCCGACGGGGCCUUUCGACUUCCCGGAAUUUGUUUGUUCCGACCAAGGUUCUGAUGAGUGGAGUUUCUGUUGUUCAAAUUCGUCACCGGAGAUGUUGAGUAGGGUCCGGCGGCUGGUGACAGGGGAGCCUGUGGAUUGGUCUGUGAUGGAUAGUUGGGUCACAGUGAGGUGAUCAAAUUUGUGGGAAUAAAAACAAUUUCUUUCUUUCUUUCUUUCUUUUUUUCUUUUUUGAUAGAUGAGAGGAAAAUAGAUUUUAGGAAAAGAUUUCGGAAGUACAUAUAUUUUUUUAAAAAAAAUAGUAUGAGAAGCUGAUAAUGUUUUGUUCCACGCUACUGAUUGUGAGACUGUUUUGUCAUUAUGUAUAUAAUUAUUAGUAUAGUGAUAAACCACAUAGCUAUUGAAGUUGGAAAUUGUAUAAAAUU
Messenger RNA from Benincasa hispida (wax gourd), 1504 nucleotides. Its product is annotated as mitogen-activated protein kinase kinase kinase 20-like. Gene Ontology annotation, biological process: signal transduction; protein phosphorylation. Gene Ontology annotation, molecular function: protein kinase activity; ATP binding. NCBI's taxonomy places the organism in Eukaryota, Viridiplantae, Streptophyta, Magnoliopsida, Cucurbitales, Cucurbitaceae. The record is from RefSeq and is a predicted model, not a curated record.